Messenger RNA from Encephalitozoon intestinalis ATCC 50506, 711 nucleotides. Its product is annotated as putative short chain oxidoreductase. The record is from RefSeq and is a predicted model, not a curated record. Gene Ontology annotation, biological process: sphingolipid biosynthetic process. The transcript has a single exon. Gene Ontology annotation, molecular function: 3-dehydrosphinganine reductase activity. The coding region runs from base 1 to 711 and encodes 236 amino acids. NCBI's taxonomy places the organism in Eukaryota, Fungi, Microsporidia, Unikaryonidae. Gene Ontology annotation, cellular component: endoplasmic reticulum membrane.
AUGGGAAAAAUAAACCUUGAAGGAAAAACUGUCUGUGUCACUGGAGGAAGUAGAGGACUUGGAUUGGAAAUCACAAAGGAGCUUGCAAAGAAGGGAUGCUAUGUCCAUGUAUUUGGGAGGUCUCCUCAGCCUUUUUCCCACAAAAACGUAAAGUAUUAUCAGAUGGACCUACUGAAGGAAAGACCCGCCAUUGCAAUUCCGUUUGAUAUCGUAAUAUCAAACCUUGGGACAAGUGUGGGCAAUAAAGGGUUUGAUGAAAUGGAAUACAAAGAAGUCACAGAUAUGCUAAAGUUGAAUGUGGAGCUACAUCUAUGGCUUCUGAAAAACAUUAGCUACAAGAAGUUUGUUUUUGUUAAUUCUAUAUUGUCACAACAAGGACUUCCGGGAUAUUCCAUGUAUUGUGCUUCUAAGUCGUUCAUUCACACACUGAAUCAGUCGUUGAGGAGAGAAGGAAAAGACACUAUAAUCAUCUACCCUUACAAGAUAAAUACCUCGUUGUUCAGCGAGAUCAAAGACAUAUGGACGCUUGAUGCAAAUUAUGUAGCUCAAAGACUUCUGAGAGACAUAGAGAAUGGUACAAGAGAAGAUUUCAUCCUCUGGAUAUUCAAGCCCAUCACUUUACUAUCAAAAAUGAUCCCUAUGUUUCUUCAAGACAUCCUUUCCAGGUUUCUGGAAAGGGUUUUCUACAUAACCAAAAGAAAGAGCGAAUAA